This is a messenger RNA of Schistosoma intercalatum, 2273 nucleotides long. The record is from the annotation of a GenBank genome assembly. NCBI's taxonomy places the organism in Eukaryota, Metazoa, Platyhelminthes, Trematoda, Strigeidida, Schistosomatidae.
GUCUUUCCCUUGUGACCUUGCACGGGUUCGGUUAAGCUCAGCAACCGCAGUUGUAACCUGGAACGAUCUCGGUAUUCUUUCGAUACCACGAGGUCGCCAACAAAUACAACUCGACUGCAGCCAUCAACUGCCUUCUGAUAUUUGACUUACGGAUAUAUUAUCGGUUAACUGGCACGAAGUCAUCCUGUAGUGCUGAUAAUAGUCAACCGCGACUCGACACCACACUACAACUGGUGAAUCAAAUCUAGGAAGAAGUCUCAACCUCCGGUCAAAUCUUCCAAAGAAGCCGAUUGCGGGCAACCAAGAAUAAAUCCUUUAGAAGAAGAAGAAGAGCAAGCUCUGCGUGCACUGAACCUACAGGAUGACUCAUAAGACUGUUCUGUAAACUAGAUCUCCCUUCUGUAUAUAACCCGCGAAUUUUCAAAUAAACGACUGGCAGUUCCCAUUCCGUGUUCUCUCUCUGGUGUGAAGUGCUCGGUUAACAUUGCGUGUGUUGUGGUUUUAGGUCUUCCCGCCUUUCAGUGACUGCUGAUUACAUGUGUUACAAUGGUUAUCAACCAGUUUGACAGGUUGACCUUGAAGGGAUCGGUAACCUACAACAUUGGAUGAUACCACUGAAGCAUUACCUCGACCAAUCACAUUGUUCAUAGUCCCUAUUUUUGCGUUGUGAUGUGCUUUAUACAUUUUGAAUAAAAUGCAGUCAAUGAGACGACUGAAGUUCUUUUUGCCAUAUUGUAUCAUAACAUUGGGGAGUGCGUUUCCUUUUGGAUAUCACAGUGGAGUGAUAAAUGCACCUGCUGACCUGAUCAAAAGCUUCAUAAAUACUACUCUGGUUGCUAGGUCAGUCACAUGUGAUGAACGUUGCAUCGACUUGAUAUGGUCACUCUGUGUUACGUCCUUCCUCCUUGGGGGAUUUUUUGGAGGCUUGAUUGGUGGCGUUUUGGCUAACAAGUUGGGCCGGAAAAAAUCACUAUUUCUGCUUUCUAUCCCAACUGUAAUUGGGUCACUCCUGAUGAUGUUUUCGAAAACGGCACAAUCUUUCGAAAUGAUUAUUGUUGGGAGAUUUACAAUUGGGAUAGCUUGUGGCGCUCAUACAGUCGUUGGGCCUAUGUUUUUGUCAGAAAUAGCUCCUGUCAAUUUCCGUGGAGCUGCGGGAACUUUCAAUCAGUUUGUGCUUGUUUUCGCUAUAUUGUUGUCACAAGUGCUUGGUCUGCCUGAAGUGAUGGGGACAACUGAAUUAUGGCCAUAUCUACUUGCUUUAUGUACCGUUUCCAGUGUCAUACAUAUUUUACUUCUGUCCACUUGUCCUGAAAGUCCUACUUACUUAUACAUUAUUAAAGGUGAUCGUCGAAGGUCAGAAAAUGCAUUGGUUUACCUUCGAGGGCAAGAUUGCGAUGUACAUGCUGAAUUAGAACUACUAAAAAUGGAGACACAACAGUCAUCUACACACAAAUCAAAUUUUUGCGACCUACUACGUAUUCCAUACUUGCGAUGGGGACUGAUUGUAGCUUUGGUACUACAUAUUGGCCAACAGUUUUCCGGUAUAAAUGGAAUUCUUUACUACUUCGUAAGUUUAUUCAUAUCGAAUGGGUUAACAAAACAAGUUGCAAGCUAUGCGAAUCUUGGUACUGGAGUUACUAUUCUAAUUGGUUCAUUGGCAUCCAUAUUUAUUAUCGAUCGGAAAGGCAGACGUCCUUUAUUAAUGUUUGGAAUAUCAGCUUGCCUUUUUAGCCUCUUACUAUUCACUUUAACUUUGAUUAUUAAACGAGUGACUGAAAUCAAUAAACUCACAAUUCUAUCUAUUGUAUUGACAUAUACGUUUUUAUUUGGAUUUUCAGUGAGUUUAGGUUCUAUUCCAUGGUUUUUGGUUUCUGAAUUGUUUACGCAAGAAAAUCGUGAUGCUGCUGUCUCUAUUGCUGCAGCAACCAACUGGUUAUGCAAUGCUAUUGUAGCAUUAAUAUUCCCACAGUUGGUUACCUAUAUUAGUAUUUAUGCUUUUAUACCGUUUAUAUGUGUAUUGUUGGCUGUAUUAAUAUUUGUCGGAUUGUAUCUACCUGAAACGAAAGGAAAAACGCCAGCUGCCAUCGAAGCUUACUUUAUGCGUCUUUAUGGUUUCCGUGGGACAGAAGUACAUGAAAAUCCAACAUUUACAGAUAUAAUAGAUGAUACAACACAAGCUUAGUUUGGUAACGGUGGCACUGAUGAUUUAGUUCACAAUUCACUUUGACAAGAAUAUUAUAUAUAUAUAUAUAUAUAUAUAUAUAUAUAUAUAU